Molecule: messenger RNA, 537 nt
Organism: Pristis pectinata (smalltooth sawfish)
Lineage: Eukaryota; Metazoa; Chordata; Chondrichthyes; Rhinopristiformes; Pristidae
Product: mitotic checkpoint serine/threonine-protein kinase BUB1-like
Exons: 4
Coding region: 79-537 (152 amino acids)
Biological process (GO): mitotic spindle assembly checkpoint signaling; meiotic sister chromatid cohesion, centromeric
Molecular function (GO): protein kinase activity
Source: RefSeq, a predicted model, not a curated record
UUCAAACUUGAGACCGAGCGAUUGGCGCGGCGCCGGAUUAGGACCGGGAUCAGGAUCGGGACCGGGGUGGGUGAGGCGAUGGCGGAAGCGGCGGCCUCCAACCAUGGCGAGGACUUCCAGCGCUGCUGGCAACUCUUUGAAGCUGAGAUACAAAACUAUGCUGGUGAUGAUCCAUUGGAUCUGUGGGACAGGUUUAUACAGUGGGCAGAACCUCUACUUCCUCCAACAGAAAAAGAUUUAUUGGUCUCAGUGUUUGAAAAGCUUGUGAAGAAUUUUAUGAAUGUCAAGAAAUAUUCAAAUGAUCCAAGAUACAUUAACUACUUGUUGAAACUGAUAAACUGCAGCACAACGCCACUUGAAUUUUGCAAUUAUAUGUACGGCCAAGGAAUAGGCCACAAAAUCAGCUGUGUUCCUACCUUGCUUGGGCAGAGGAACUUGAGGUGGAAAGGGAAAGUUUGGAUGGCAGAUAGUGUUUUCCAGAAAGGUAUUCAAAAAUUCUGCAGAACCAUUGGAUAUGUUGCUCCUCAAUAUGGGUAA